This is a messenger RNA of Camarhynchus parvulus, 1612 nucleotides long. It is a transcript of the gene PITPNB, whose product is annotated as phosphatidylinositol transfer protein beta. The transcript has 12 exons. Gene Ontology annotation, molecular function: phosphatidylinositol transfer activity; phosphatidylcholine binding; phosphatidylcholine intramembrane carrier activity. Gene Ontology annotation, cellular component: cytoplasm. Bases 88 to 903 code for a protein of 271 amino acids. Gene Ontology annotation, biological process: phospholipid transport. Lineage: Eukaryota; Metazoa; Chordata; Aves; Passeriformes; Thraupidae. The record is from RefSeq and is a predicted model, not a curated record.
CCUCCCGGCGAGGCCCGAGCGCGAUUGGGCGCGCGGGCCGGGGCGGGGCCUGGCCGGGGAGCGGCGCGUGCGCGGAGCGGCGGGAAGAUGGUGCUGAUCAAGGAGUUCCGAGUGGUUUUACCUUGCUCCGUGCAAGAGUAUCAAGUUGGGCAGCUUUAUUCUGUGGCAGAAGCUAGCAAAAACGAAACAGGAGGUGGGGAAGGAAUUCAGGUCUUAAAAAACGAGCCUUAUGAACAGGAUGGCGAGAAGGGACAAUAUACUCACAAAAUCUAUCACUUAAAGAGUAAAGUCCCUGGGUUUGUAAGGAUGAUUGCUCCAGAAGGCUCCCUGGUGUUCCACGAGAAGGCCUGGAAUGCAUAUCCCUACUGUAGAACAAUUGUGACAAAUGAAUACAUGAAAGAUGACUUCUUCAUAAAAAUUGAGACCUGGCAUAAACCAGAUUUGGGAACAACAGAGAAUGUUCACAAUUUAGAUCCAAACACAUGGAAGAGUGUUGAGGUUGUCCAUAUUGACAUUGCAGAUAGAACUCAAGUAGAACCAGGAGACUACAAAGCUGAUGAAGAUCCUGCAUUAUUCCAGUCAGUUAAGACAAAGAGAGGACCUCUGGGGCCAAACUGGAAGAAGGAGUUAGCAACUGAUGAGGAGUGUCCCAAAAUGUGUGCUUACAAAUUGGUGACCAUCAAAUUUAAGUGGUGGGGACUGCAGAACAAAGUGGAAAAUUUUAUACAAAAGCAAGAAAAAAGGAUAUUUACCAACUUCCACCGCCAGCUGUUCUGUUGGAUUGACAAAUGGAUUGAGCUGACUAUGGAGGACAUCAGGAGGAUGGAGGAUGAAACCCAGAAGGAGCUGGAAGCGAUGCGUAAGAAGGGUUCCGUUCGAGGCACUUUGGCUGCGGACGUCUAGAGGAGUUCUCUGUAGGUUCUGAGGCAAAGCGAGCUGUCUGCGUAACCAAGGCCAAGUGAGAGGAACGAGUGCUGCCAAUGACGAGUGACGCCGGACGGACGCCGGUGCCGGAUCCUGGCUGUGUGUGUGGGUGCAUGACUCUGUAUAUAACUACACACACACAUGCAGACACAAGGGGUGGUUACAGUGUCUCUCUGGGUGCUAUACCUGUCCUAGCAAAGAUUCCAAGGAAACUUGCUUUCAUUAUGUAUACCCCAAGCAAAUAAAAAAAUCAACUGAGUAGUGUCAUUUAAAGGAUGAAUUUUGCUAACUGGUAUGUUCAUGAAUGUCAAUACUGGACCAAUUUCUGCCCUACUUGUUUUCUCUCCUGUCCAAGUCACUCUGCUCUAACUCGCCCAUCUCUCGUUGUAAAGGAACACUCAAACAAGUUAAUUUCAGUUUUAUGUCUUCCCUAUGUGAUGAGUUUUUGGAAUAGGAACAAUGAAUGUAUUUAUAGCUAUUUAUUUCUGGAUUGUCAUUAUCCUCUAGUCAAAUCAGAAAAAAAAAUUUCUAUUAGUGGAAAUUGGAAGACUUUUACUGUUGAAUAAGUUUAACCCAAACUUUACCCACUCACUGAUUUAAAAGAAAAAAAAAAUCAUGUUUUAUUGGACUUUUGUACAUUGAAAUGCUAACAGUUUUCUUCAUUAAAAUUGGCAAGACUAAGGAAAAA